AGAAUCAACUAUAAAGACCGGUACCAUUAAUGUUCAUCCCCAAGUGAUUGUAUCAUCUCUACAUCAAAUAGUAUAAAACCACACAUAGUUCCUUCAAAUCAGUCAUCAUUGAUCAAACUCUUCCAAACAAUCAAAACCCUUUUCCUUCUCAUCUCCAAAUCUCCCAGAACUACAGUUUCACUCAAACCCCUCUUGCUUUUCCAAACAUAGAAUCAAUCAAGACGCUGCUUUUGUUGACACCAUGGUUUUGAUUUCAGGUCUUCCUGAUGAAGUAGUCUACGAUUGUCUUAUUCGUGUCAAGUACGAUCAGUUUCCGACUAUAACGUCUGUUAGUAAAAAUUGGAAAUCAGAGGUUGAGCUACCGGAGUUCCAUCGCCUAAGAAAGAACGGUGGUUAUGGCCAGAAGCUCAUUGUGAUGCUCCAAGCACGUGUUGCUCCCAACCAAGGUGCUGCUCCCGGUGCCUUCAAGUGCCUGCAAAACCCGCUUUACCGGUUCACUGUCUGUGAACCGGAUUCCGGUGAUUGGAGAGAGUUCCCGCCAAUUUCUGUUUUCCCCGGUGGGUCUCUACCCAUGUUCUGCCAGUUUGCGGCGGUCGGGACCGAUUUGGUGGUGCUCGGCGGUUUAGACCCGGUGACGUGGGGGAGCUCUAAUUCGGUCUUCGUCUACAACUUCAUGACCGCCACGUGGCGGCGCGGAGCAUAUAUGCCGGGUGGAUCCCGCAUAUUUUUCGGGUGUGCGUCAGACUCUAAUCGGAUGGUUUUUAUUGCCGGCGGACACAAUGAUGAGAAAAUUGCUUUGAAAUCGGCGAUAGCGUAUGACGUGGCAAAAGACGAGUGGAUUAUGUUGCCAGACAUGGAAAAAGAGCGCGACGAGUGCAAGACAGUUUUCCAACACGGUAAACUCCACGUCAUCGGUGGCUACUGCACUGAAAUGCAAGGUCGUUUUGAGAGGAGUGCUGAGACAUUCGACACCUCCACGUGGCAGUGGAACUGCGUACAAGAGGAAUUCUUACAAAGCAAUGUGUGUCCCCGAACUUGCGUUAUUGGCAGCGAUGGGUUAGUGUACAUGUGCCGCGAUGGUAAUCAGGUGAUCAAACAAACAUUUGGUAAGUGGCAAACCGUGGCCGAGUUGCCAACCGAAGUGCGCAACCCAGCCUCUCUAGCAGCGUGGCAUGGCAAAUUAUUAGUGAUUGGAAGUGCCGCGUUCGGUGAGCCCCACAUGGCUUACAUAUUUAGUUUGGAAAAUAACACCUGGAGUAAGAUAGAGACCCCUGAGAAGUACUCCGGUCAUGUACAAUCAAGUUGCUAUUUGGAGAUUUAGACACCGUUGAGGACUUGAAACUAUGUCACUUGUAAAUUAUGCUAAGGAAUAUGUGAAAUAGUUCAGUUUGGCAAACCAGAAUGUAGUGAACCUCCCUUUUUGUGCAAGGUUGAUACAUUGUCUCUUCAA
Molecule: messenger RNA, 1450 nt
Organism: Argentina anserina (silverweed cinquefoil)
Lineage: Eukaryota; Viridiplantae; Streptophyta; Magnoliopsida; Rosales; Rosaceae
Product: F-box/kelch-repeat protein At1g80440-like
Exons: 1
Coding region: 242-1321 (359 amino acids)
Biological process (GO): negative regulation of cytokinin-activated signaling pathway; regulation of phenylpropanoid metabolic process
Molecular function (GO): protein binding
Source: RefSeq, a predicted model, not a curated record